AUGACUGCAGAGGAGGCCGCGAUGGAUAUCGACGGCGCCGGGGACGCGCCGCCGCCGCCCGUUGAGCUCGAAUUGCUGGUCACGGCAGCUACAGGGGGCAUGCAGCACGGCCUGAAGCACAACGACUUCGCACGAUACGGGCGGUACUGCACGCGCCGGCUGAGGCGUCUGUUCGUGGUCCUGAAGUUCAAGCACGGCCGGAAGAACUACCAGAAGAAGCAGGUGGAGCCCGGGAUGGUGGUGGACUCGCGGUGGCUCGAGAUCCCUCUCCUGCAGGCCGAGCGCGCGUGGGCGAUGGCCAUGCACUACAAGGCUGAGGAGGAGAAGACAGGGGACGAGGUGCCGCAGUUGCGGCAACACAGCAAGUCUCGGCUCCGGAAGGCCGCGAAGCACACGGACGAGCUCCUCGCCCUCGCGCGGGCGCGCGCGACGAAACGCACCGCCGUCGAGGCGGAAGCCUACAGGGCCCUCAUGUACGGUCGCAGCUGCCUCGCCGCGGGCACCGCGUGGGCGCAGGGCCUCGCGUUCUUCCAGCGUGCCGGCAAGAUCAUCGACGGGCUGUGCAAGGCCACCGACGUGCGCACCCUCGCGCCGCUCCGGCAGCUCGCGGGCGACGCCGAGGCGGGUGCACGGCAGUGCACGUACCAACUGGAGCGCUCCGGCGCCGGCGCGGAGCCCGCCCCGCUCGACGGCGCGUCCGAGAUCGACGCCGACCUCCAGGCGGCACGCGCGGCGGUGGGCGCGCAGAUACGGAGCGGCGCGCUCGCGGCGGGGCCGGGGGGCGACGCGGUGCAGGCGGACAUGCAGGCGCUGGCGCACGCGCUGACGGGGAAGGCGUUGGAGUGGCAGGCGGUGCGGGCGGAGGCUGGGAUAGCACAUGCCGUCGAGAGGGCGUACGGGGCGAUGACGCGGGCGGUGGCGGGGCGGUGGGGCGGGUCGGGCGGGACGGGUGCGACGGCGAGCACGGACGGGCUCGCGAAGACGUUCGAGGCGCUCGCGGCGACGUGGGCCGCGAUGGGCGAGGUUGGCACUGGCGUCGCCGGCGCUGUCGGGGAGCAGCUGCUGGAGGAGUCAGGCGCGCGCACGGCCGCCGCGAACGCGCACCGCUGCUUCUGGCUCGCGCUGGGGCACCUCGAGCGCGGCCGCGCCGCCGAGUGCUUCGCGCUGCUGCAGCGCGCGGACGACCGCCGCGCCGAGGCGGUGCGCGGCCUGCGGGACCUGGAGCCGCAGCGCGCGCAGGCGCCGCUCGCGCAGUGCGAGGAGCUCGCGAAGCGCAUCGAGCUCUUCAAGGACGCCGCCGCCGCGGAGUUCGCGGCCUCGGAGGCGGACACAGCACAGAGCCUUGAGGACGGCGUCGGCGACCUGUCGCUGGGCGACGGGAAGUCGCCCUUCCUGGUGCACAACCUCGGCGCCUCGCGCGGCUUCGCGGCCCCCGGGGAGCCGCCCGCGCUGUACCCGGCGUGCCCGCCGCCGCCGCUGGUGCCGGUGCGGGCCAUGUUCCUGGACACGACGUUGUCGGAGAUCACGUACCCGGACCUGGAGGGGCGCGCGAAGAAGGACGAGGGCGGGCUGAUGGGCAAGGUCGGGGGCAUGCUCGGCUGGGGCGGCUGGGGCGGGAAGAAGUGA
Molecule: messenger RNA, 1626 nt
Organism: Pedinophyceae sp. YPF-701
Lineage: Eukaryota; Viridiplantae; Chlorophyta; Pedinophyceae
Source: the annotation of a GenBank genome assembly